This is a messenger RNA of Callithrix jacchus (white-tufted-ear marmoset), 5841 nucleotides long. It is a transcript of the gene SP110, whose product is annotated as SP110 nuclear body protein. Gene Ontology annotation, cellular component: nucleus. NCBI's taxonomy places the organism in Eukaryota, Metazoa, Chordata, Mammalia, Primates, Cebidae. The record is from RefSeq and is a predicted model, not a curated record. Gene Ontology annotation, biological process: regulation of transcription by RNA polymerase II. Gene Ontology annotation, molecular function: protein binding; DNA binding; DNA-binding transcription factor activity, RNA polymerase II-specific.
GAACAUUUUCAUCACCCUAAAAUGUACAGAAUAAGGGUAAGUCAUGGGAAAAUCACUGCGGGUAGGGAAGCAGUUGGACGGUGGGUUCCCAGUUCCCACUGCUGCAGGGGCUGGACCCCAAUGCCCCCUCCUCCCAUACCCCGCUCUCUGGGCCGAUCCCAACUGGCAACAUGCCCUCCCCCAAACCCCAACUGCCAAGACACCCUGAGAGCCUCACAAGUGUCCCUGAGAAGGUGGAGAGAGGCUGCAGGCACUGACCUGCCUUCAGCUUCCUGCUUGGCAAACUCCAAACAGUUUCACUUUUCUUUUCUCCGAAGACUGGCCCCGUACUGCGUGUAUCAAAGCACAGACUUCCUGUUUUGCCUGCUGGCAUCUCCCCGUAAAUCUCCCAGUCUUUCAGGAGUGAUCCCUGGCCCAGUCCCUGGAACCUGGAAAAGGGCAGGAACAACAAGCCCAGCGUCGAGGAUGUUCACCAUGACAAGAGCCAUGGAAGAGGCUCUUUUUCAGCACUUCAUGUACCAGAAGCUGAGGAUCGCCUAUGCCAUACACAAGCCAUUUCCCUUCUUUGAAGGCCUCCUAGACAACUCCUUCAUCACUCAGAGAAUGUACAUGGAAUCUCUGGAAGCCUGUAGAAAUUUGGUCCCCGUAUCCAAAGUGGUGCACAACGUUCUCACCCAACUGGAGAGGACUUUUAACCUGUCUCUUCUGGUGACAUUGUUCAGUCCAAUUAACCUGCAUGAAUAUCCCAAUCUGGUGACGAUUUACAGAAGCUUCAAACGUGUUGGUGAACAGCAGAGCAGAGCUUCCUGUGAACAGCAGAGCAGAGGCACACCAAUCCUACUUGAAGCCCCAACUGACCUAGCAGGAGGAAGCUCCCUGCCUACCCUGCUGCCGCUGCCCCCACCACAAACCCCUCAACCAAGCUGUUCAUCCUGUGCACCAAGAGUCAGAGAGCCUGGAACAUCCUCACAGCAAAGUGAUGAGAUCCUGAGUGAAUCACCCAGCCCAUCUGACCGUACCCUGCCUCUUCCUGGACUCAUCCAGGAAGGAAGGAACUCUCCAGUGACCAGUGACAAGUUAACACCCAAAAUGAAUGAGGAAGAAGACUCAAAAGAGAUGCCCAGCCUCCUCGCUAGCACUGUGCAAGUGGCCAGUGACAACCUGAUCCCCCAAAUAAAAGAUAACGAAGGCCUUCAAGAGAUGCCCCGCUCCCCCUCAGGCCCUAUGCCAGAGAUAAGAGAUGAUUCUCUAGAACCAAAUGACUCAGAAGAGCCCCAGGAGGUAUCCAGCACACCUUCAAAGAAGAAAGGGAAGAAAAGUAAAAGAUGUAUCUGGUCAACUCCAAAAAAGAGACAGAAGAAAAAAAACCUCCCAAGAGGGACAGCCUCACCUAGACAUGGAAUCAAAAAGAAGCUCAAAGUGGUGGAUCGGGUUCCUCAAAAGAAAGAUGACUCAACUUGGAAGUCCACAGUAAUGACAAGGGCCCAGAAGGCGAGAACUCAGCAUGCCCCAAAGUCUAGAUCAGAAGAGAUCAGUGAUGGCACUUCAAAAUUGAAUGAAGGAAAGAGAUACCAAGAGACGCCUAGCACACCAUCAAGGGUCAAGCAAGAAAAGAGGAGAAAAGAAUAUGGCCUGUCAAGUUCAAAAAGAAAGCAGAAUAAAAAACUCCCAAGAGGGGCAACUUCGCCUGGGCAUGACAUCCAAGAGAAGCUCCAAGUGGUAGAUAAGGUGACUCAAAGGAAAGAUGACUCAACCUGGAGCUCAAAAGUCAUGACGAGGGUCCAAAAGGCAAGAAUUGAAUGUACCCAGAAGUCCAGAUUGGAAGAAAACCUCAAAAGUGACACUGUGGAUUUUCACUGGUCUGAGCUCCCUGUGACCUGUGGUGAGGCAAAAGGGAUUUUAUAUAAGGCGAAAAUGAAACACGGAUCCUCAACGAAGUGCAUUCAGAAUGAGAACGGAGCUUGGCUCACACCAAAAGAAUUUGAAAUUGAAGGAAAAGGAAGAGACACAAAGAACUGGAAACGGAGUAUACGUUGCAGAGGAAAGCCCCUAUUAGAGCUGCUGAAGUGGAAAAACUCGGAUCAAUGCGAGGUGUGCUGUAAAGGGGGACAACUUCUCUGCUGCGGUACUUGUCCACGAGCCUUCCAUGAGGACUGUCACAUCCCCCCUGUGGAAGCCAAGAGGACCCCCUGGAGCUGCACCUUCUGCAGGAUGAAGAGGUCUUCUGGGAGCCAGCAGUGCCAUCGUGUAUCUAAGAUCCUGGAGAGGCGGAUGCAGCCUCAGGAACAGUUGAAAUGUGAGUUCCUCCUCUUGAAGGCCUACUGUCACCCACAAAGCUCCUUUUUUACUGCCAUCCCACUUAAUAUUCGAGAUUAUGGUGAGCCCUUUCAGGAAGCGAUGUGGUUGGACCUGAUUAAGGAAAGGCUGAUUACGGAAAUGUACACGGUGGCAUGGUUUGUGCGAGACGUGCGCCUGAUCUUUCGCAACCAUAAAACAUUCUACAAGGCUUCUGACUUUGGCCAGGUAGGACUUGACUUAGAGGCAGAAUUUGAAAAAGAUGUCAAAGAUGUGUUUGGUUUUCACGAAGCCAAUGAUAGCAGUUUCCGGACCCCUCCUUGACCCUGUUCUGGAAAGGCUGAAGCAUCCCAACCUCAGGAUCCAGCUGAUUAGGCCCUGGCUUGGACUGUUGAUCACCAGCGAGUCUGGGAUGUAAUUGGCUGCUCUCAGGACCCAAACCCAGACCCUUCAUAGGAUUAUCACACCCUCCACCACCUUUAUUCUUUCUCUUUGCCUUUGAAAGGCUGUAUCGACACUUAGAAAGGAAUUCGCACCUCCUUAACACCAUCAGAUACCCCAUCAGAGUGCAUAUUCUCCCGGGUUUUUAGAGUUGAUUUGUUCAAAUCAGGAUCUAAACAAGUUUCACACAUUGCAUUUGGCUCAUCUGUCCCUGUCUAUUUUAAGCUAUAAAUUGCCAUGUAUUUACUGAAGAACUCAGGGUUUUUGUCCUAUUAAAUUUUUAGGAUUUUCUGGUUGCAUUUUCUUAGUGGUACAUUCCUCUCUUCCUCUCAUUUUUUGUAAACAAAGUCAGACCUAGAAGCUUGCUCGAACUCAGGUUUUGAGGGGUUUGUUUUGAUUUGCAGGGGCUUUGGCACACAGGCGUCACGGGGGAAUUUGGGAUUAUUUUUAUGUUAAGUUUGGCAGCAGGUGCAGGUGUUAUCAGCCUGAUCAUUUAUCACCAUGGUUUUAGCAAUACCUUAAUCCGUGAUAUCAUCAGGGGUUGCAAAAUGAUGAGAUUCAGAUUUUAUUUUUUUACAUCAUUAUUAGUCAGAAUUCUUCUGCAAACAGCUUCUCUUUUACAAUGUUUGGGGUCAGGAGCAGUGGCUCAUGCCUGUAAUCCCAGCACUUUGGGAGGCCGAGGUGGGCGGAUCACAAGGUCAAGAGACGGAGACCAUCCUGGCCAACAUAGUGGAGUCCUGUCUCUACUAAAAAAUACAAAAAUUACCCGGGUGUGGUGGCACAUACCUGUAGGCCUAGCUACUUGGGAGGCUGAGGCAGGAGAAUCACUUAAUCAUGGGAGGCAGAGGUUGCAGUGAGCCAAGAUUGCGCCACUGCACUCCAGCCUGGCAACAGAGUGAGACUCCAUCUCAAAAAAAAAAAAAGAAAAGAAACAAUAUUUGGUUACCUUGAAAUAGGGGUUAUACAAAAAGAUAGGAUAAAUGCUUUUUAUUAUUGUUAUUAUUUAGCAAUGUUCAAAAGAAUGAAUUGACUUCCUAAUAUCCUCUAAAGGUGACCAGAGAUUUUUUAAAAUUAUCUUGAAACUACAUAUUUAAAUGCUAAUACCUUUAUUGAUGCUUGAGUUGCCCACUUUUUUUUUUUUUUGAGACGGAGUCUUGCUCUGUCACCCAGCUUGGAGUGCAGUGGCAUGAUCUCAGCUCAGUGCAACCUCCUCCUCCUGGGUGCAAGCAAUUCUCCUGCAUCAGCCUCCUGAGUAGCUGGGAUUACAGGCAUGCACGAGUUGCCCACUUUUAGUGAAAUCUCCUCAAUUUGACUCCUGAAUUGUUUUGAAAUGAUCCCAGCACUCUUUGAUGGUGUAUUAGCUAUCUACUGCUUUGUAACAAAUAACCUCAAAGCUUAGCUGCUUAAAGGAAAGAAACAUUUUAUUGCUCACUAUUCUGCAGGUCAGGAAUUCAGGCAGCGUCCAUGGGGAUUGUUACCUUUGUUCCACAUGGUAUUGACACAUCCCAUUUAUACUUGCUCAGUGUCACUUCUGCCACAUUCUAUUGGUCAAAGCAAGUCACAGGGCCAGCCUCAGAAGAAGAAAGAAUUGAUCUUACGUCUUGUGGAAUGAGUGGCAAUGUCACAUUUCAAAGGAGAAUGUUGCUUGGGAAGAAACAUCGUUGCUUCCAUCUUUAGAAGCAAUCUACCAUAGUUCACCCUCUGGCCACAGUAGUUCACAUCUUUCCCAUAUGCAAAAGACACUUCUCUCCCCGCAGAAGUCUGACUCUUUGCAGCACUGGAACAAAGUCCAGGACCUCAUUAUCUAAAUCAGGUUCAGAUCAAAUAAGGCUUCUUGGGGCUGGUCACAGUGGCUCACACCUGAAAUCCCAGCACUUUAGGAGGCCGAGGCAGAUGGACCACUUGAGUCCAGGAGUUCGAGACCAGCCUGGGCAACAUGGCAAAAUCUCAUGUCUACAAAAUAUGUUUUUAAAAUUAGCUGGGCAGCUCAGGUGGAAGGAUGAGUCACAGUGAGGCAAAAAUGCAGCACUGCAUUUCCAGCCUGGGCCACAGAAAAGAAAGAAAGAAAGAAAGAAAGAAAGAGAGAAAGAAGGAAGAAAAAGAAAGAAAAGAAAGAGAAAGAGAAAGAAAAAAGAAAAAGGAAGGAAGGAAGAAAAAAGGAAGGGAAAGAAGAAGGAAGGAAGAAGAGAAAGAAGGGAAGGAGGGAGGGAGGAAGAAAGGAAGAAAAAAGAGAGGAAGGAAGAAAGAAAAGAAAGGAAGGAAGGAAAGAAAGAAUGAAUGAAUGAACAAGGAAGGAAGGAAGGAAAUAGGCUCCUCGGGCGUGGUUCAUUGGGUGCAGCUCCUUGGGCGCACCUCCUCUUGAACUAGAGACCUGUGAGCUGAAAAAUUGUUUCUCCCUUGCUGCCGACAUUCAGUGAUGAAAACAGGGACAGAAUAACCACUAUAGACGCUUCCGUUUAAACCGCGGAAAAGGAAGCAGGAGUCACUUGUUUACAGCAAUUCUGAAAUCCAGUCAAGCACAUGUUGCUAGUUCCCCCUAAUCCCAGGGCAGGAAAUUUUCCUUGAUACAUGAUUUAUAUGUAUUACACACCUCUAAUUCCCAUCUAACCCCACAGGCUUCUCCGUGUCUCCCUCCGUUCUGUGCUGGUCUCACUUCUCCAAAGUGAGAAGUUUACUCACUUGCUCAAUCCUCAGGUCCCACAAUAAAAGUUAACAGAAUUUCAACACUCAGACCACUGUGAAAAACAAAUGAAAUUGGUUUCUAAAUGUCUGUGGAGUUUAUUUUUGUUUGUUAUAGAUAUAAUAUACCAUUGCAGAGGUUAUUUAAAAUACCAUUGUAAAGGGCAUUUAAUAGCCUUGCGGAGGAUUUUGCAUUUGUAUUUAUAAAUGAGACUGGUCUAUAGUUUUUACAUAGUGUCACGGUGAGAUUUAUGGUUAUCCUAGCUCAGUAAAAUAACGUGUCAAAUUUUCUACCUUUUAAUAUGUGCUGGAAUAAUUUAUAGUGUUUUAAAGUAACCAAAAGUAUGUGACCCAGAGUUCACUGGGGAGAUGGUAUUGACCACACUAUAUGCUUUUUUUAUGGUUGUUAGACUAUGCAGAAUUCUG